Molecule: messenger RNA, 5479 nt
Organism: Acanthoscelides obtectus
Lineage: Eukaryota; Metazoa; Arthropoda; Insecta; Coleoptera; Chrysomelidae
Source: the annotation of a GenBank genome assembly
CAAAAUUAUUCACUUGACUGGUCUCCCACCGGACGCGUUUCCCCAUGCCCCUAAGCUUGGCAACAGCGCGCAACUCGCUAUCCGCUUUCCGUUGUGUCCGCGACCAGUCUGCAUUCGCUUCGCUAUUCGCUACAUCCAUGACGGUUUGUUCAGUGACGGGCACCAUCAAAAAGAAAAUGCUAGCUUUUUGAAGAAGCAAACAAGCUGGUCAAUUGGUCGCCGUCGUGUGAAGGCUGAAAAUCGCGAGCAAUAUCCACGCAAAGGUUGUACAAUCCGUCACACGACGGUGACACACACGGACAAACGGUUUCUCGCGCAACUAUUGGUCGAUACAGCCAGCAGUGCACGUGAUACCCUAUCCGUACUCGGUAUCAGCACUAAGCGAUCCGUCUCGUCUCGUUACCGCAAUCAAAAACUUUCAAAAAAAAAUCCAUUUUUGACCGUACCCGUUAGAUCCGUCGCGAUAUCGCAGCUAGCUGGGUGAAAGUUGAACAUCGUACGUCAAACUGUCAAGGGCUGCUGUGAUCCGCAACGCAUCUCACUCCUUAAUCCACGAUCACGAUGAGCCUUGACACUCUCCUAGAAGCAGCCAAAUUCUGGAGCUGCAAGAAUUGCAAGAACAAGAACAGCAACACCGCGCCACCGUAGAAGCUGCAUUGGCCACAAUCAAACCAGCCAACUCCACAAUGGUCAUAGCACCAACUGUUUCCAUGACCCACGCGACUCUCAAAACGGUCACAGCUAACACUUCCCCUCAAACGGUGGUCAUCUCCUCAAAUACCGUUCCCUCAUCGACUGUCAUGCAGACCAGUCCUGUGCAGAUGAACAAUAGCAGAUCUAUUUCACCGCAGGUCCACAGUUCAAAUGAUGACAGUAUGACCAAGUAUAGUCAGGAAAACCAUUUCAGAGGAUCCUUGAAUUGGGAAGUUGAGCAGGAUGGCCAAGUGACAAGCAGUACCACGACUACCGUAGCUCAAGCGCAAACUCCACGACAGCGGUAUCUGAAUAACAGUUUCGACAUUAUGAACCCGUUGGUGAUCGACGAACUGAACGGUGAUACGAAGAGACGCCAGCCACCAAUGGUGUUCAGAGCAGGUACCAGGGAGGUUCACAACAAGCUGGAAAAACAUCGGAGGGCACAUUUGAAGGAGUGCUUCGAUAUCCUUAAGAAGCAAAUCCCGUCGCAGGAAGAUAAGAAGACGUCGAAUCUUAGCAUAUUACAUUCGGCGUUCAGGUACAUCCAAUUGCUAAAGCGCAAAGAACGUGAACUUGAGCACGAAAUGGAACGCCUGGCACGCGAGAAAAUCAGCCACCAACAACGGAUAGCCAUCCUGAAGAAAGAGAUCUCAUCGCACUAUGACAACGUGGAUUUCUCCAAACUGCUACCCGAAGUCGUACCUACCGCCCCCACAGCGGUGUCUGACGUCACAACAACUGUUGUACCGCCCGCCCCGCCCCCAGUAGGCGUUGACAUGAACCAGCACGAGGUGGAGGCGGCAAUUGUCACUGUACAACAAAAUGGCGGCGGGCAGCAUCUGGAACAGGCGCAGAUGGCGUUGCCUGUACUGGCUGCCAAGCCGCCCAAUAGCAUUCCGGUUGUCACGCAAGCUGUCAAUUCUAUUAAAGAGGUACCUCAACCAGUCCAAGCAACAACGUUGUCAGUUCUCCCGAUGACUUAUCCGGUGAACCAAGGUCUUGUCCUUCAGAAGGUCGCGAUUGUACCAAAGGCCCUGGAUGGUCUGGCGCCUCUAGUGUCAACCCAUUUCAUCACGGCUCCUCAACAGAUCAACGGAAAGGUAGUACCUCUAACGCAGUACCUGAGACCCGUCGUGGUGGUCAGCACCGCCUCUCCUCGUCCGAGCUAGUGGGUGACCGCGUGCCGUCUCCAUCCCACUUCUGAUGUCGCGUAGGCGCCGAUGAGAAGCUUUAAGAAUUCGAUUGUGCUCUUUUAGGAUCAUGAUGACGGUUUUGAGAAAACAUGUGAGCAAUUUUUCAAGCAGAUGUAUGUCUUUAUUGAUAUUCGAUUUAAAAGACUCUAGGGUACAAAAGUUUGGAAAACUUUUCGAUACACCUUUUUUCGUCAGGGAACGACGAAAUAUGAGUGUCUAAUAAAUUCGUAUCGGUAUAUCAAAAAUUUUAUUUGUGCAGAAUAUGCCGCUAAAUUAGAAGACAAUAUUCUGUAACACCCUGUACAUACAUUAUCAAUAUCUUUAAAGGUACAUACAUCUGUUUGAAAUGAAAAAAAAAACAUGGUGGAUAUUGACAUAUGACGAGUACAUUAUAAAUUCUUAUAUAAAACUCAACAAUCAAAAUAUUACAUAAUAUAACCGAAUAGCUACUACUUCCGACAUAGUUUCUAUAGUUCUAUAAGCAUAUAAAAUAGAUAAACGAGUUCAGCAGCAGUUUCUGUACCUUUUGUAUGUCAAAAUAUCCACCGAACUGUCGAUUUUCUGUGAAAACCCUUCUCCUUCGUCAUUUAUUUAUUGUACGGUAUCUUUUUUUGAGAGAGCAAAGUACUGGAUUGGAAAUCAUCAUUUUUGGUACACCGAAAUUCGAUACCAACCAAUUCUAAUAUACUCCCAGAAAAGGUAGCGCCAUCUAUGAAACGAUAGAACACAAAAAUGAAUUAUAAGUUUACCUUGAGAAGAGUUAGUUUGGUUCAGCUUCUAUCAUAGAUGGCGCUAUGAUCUUCAAUAGUUAAUCAAGGCCGACUAAUAAUAUUUCAAAGAAUAGUUGCAUGACAUCUAGAAAAAUGUUGCAGUGACUUUUUUGAACAUAUUUGUUUUUUUUUUUUCGAAUUUUUUGGUGUACGUUUUCCAGAUUCAGUACGCAUUCGACUGAGAGUGAGCAUUCAAAAUCUGAACAGACAAAAGUACAAUUUAGAGAUAGGAGAUACAUACAUAUAUUUUUGGUAAUGAUAACCUUUAAUUUUUUCUUGAAUAAUUUAUUAUUUUCGCGAGAUGUGAAUCGGAAACAAUGAUUAGGAAUACACGUUCAUUAGAAUUUGGGUUUUUUGUAUUCUGUAUCGCAUUCCGGCAUAUUGGCAGAUGUUUAAACUUACCUUUUUCUUGCCACAUUCGCUAAGGGAAUUCUACGUUUCUUUUUUACAUCCUACGCUACUGGUGAGGAAGUAUUGUAAUCACGAAAAAUUUUGAAAAAUCAUGUUAGUUAUUCCCGUCAAUAACUUGGGAAGUACCGCUUGGAUUUUGAUGAAAUUUCCACACAAGGUUACUAAAUGCGUCAAUGAGAAAAAAUCGGUCGAGUGACGGCGGAGAAAAAGGCCAAAAACGAAAAAAAAAAAGAAAAUCUUUACAGCAGUUAAAGAUUGAACAUCGGGGGUUGUAGGCGGAUGGGGGGAGUAUAUGUCAAUUUUUUGGUGGUAGCAAUUUAUGAAUUGAUACAGCGUUGCGUGGAAUGUGCCGAGUCAACCUACUUUUUAGGCUGAAAUCUCUAGGCCAGUAAGAAGUUUUUCCUUCCCACCAUUUCUUUUCUCAUAGAUUUUAAGGCUGUGGUACUAUUUUUUAGAUUCUGAUACAGAAUAUUAAACACAUGAAAUUUUACGCCCAUUGAAUAUCAAGUGGAAGAAUAUAUAUUUAUUUUAAAGUUUAUUUAUACUGCUCGUUGAUUUUCUUGUUGCACUGCGUAAGCUAUGAUUUUAAUGUAAGCUGCACUUGAAAAGUUUUUUGUAUGUAUGUGUAUAUACAGAAUUUUCCGAACGAACGCGUGAUUUUUGAGACAUUUCUGAACUGAUCGACGAAGUGGAUGAUAUAUUUUUAUACAAGCAAAAAUUAUAUGAUUAAAUGACGGUUUUUAAAACCCAAAAAAUCUAAAACAAUAAAAAUUUCACAGUGUUUCAAACUCAAAUAUUAUGGCUAAAAUGUAAAAACUAAUGAAAAAAUUAAACAACGUGGUGUUAAUUUUGUCGAUCAGUUUUCUUCAAUCGUAUUGGAAAUAGUGAACAGCUGAGAUCAGCUUCAUAGAAUGUUUUCUGUAACUCCAGCUUGAUAUACCUGAUAUGCACAUUUACCGAUUUGAAGGGGACUUGACUGAUGAACUUUUAACUUUGCUGUAAAUGCUGCUUUUUGCAACAGCAUGUCUUAUCAGAUUUUUAUCUUUUUUACGUUAUCCAGAGAUUUUAGGUGCUGAAUAAUAUUACUCAAAAUUAUCUUCUUCCAAAAACUAUAUAUUGUGAUCUUCUACUUUGGUUAACUAAUUUGAAGACCAAGAUCGGCAAACUGAUCUAACUAAAAAUAAAGCUGCAAUUCUAUUAUAUGAUAUACAAAGUUUUUCUAAAUAUGUAAAGUAACACCAGUAACCAAGGGCCGUAUCGUCAGUCGUUCCUACAAUUAUUGUAGGACGCCUUAUGGCCUCCUUGAUUUUCAUACUUUUUCCAGUACUUCAGAAAGGUGCUCUAUUUUGAGGUUAUGUUACAAAAUAUUUGUGUGCAUCAAAUUGUUAAUGGUUUCGAUUUAUGUAAUUUUAUCAGCCUAAAAUUUCCUGCAAUUCAAAAAGAAAACAUAACCUCACAACAGGAGAACGCUGACGCGGACACGGAACAGUAGAAAUCUAGAAAUAUCACAGCCUUUCUGAAGGAGAAAAAAGACUAUGAAAAUCAUGGAGGCUAAAGGCGGUUUUCAUGAUGAUUAUUGACGUUCGGCCUUGAUGGUGAUCUUUUUUAAAGCGCAGUGUCAACGACAAUAUAUUUUAUGUUUAUCUGACUUCCUGCUGGCAGUUAAUGUUUUUUCUUUUUCUACAACAGAGGCAGUUGUCGCAACAACAAAAAAAUGAACUGUCACAGGAAAGUCACAUAAACAUAAAGUAUGUUGUCAUUGUACUUUGAAAAACGUCACCACGGUGUAAUUUAUAAUUUAGGCAGGAAAUCGUGAUUUCUAUAUAGUAAAGUUUGUAAACUAGUUUGAAACGGCAGAAAAAAAUAUUUUUUUGUUUUUGUAGUUUCUCCUGCAUUUUGGGACCCUUUUUCACUUGAAACUGUACGAAAGACUGACGUGGACAUUAUUAGGCAGAAAAGAUUAAAAUGUGAUGGCAAGCUGUAAAAAAUCAUAUUCCCGUUAUGGGACACGAUGUUACAAUGCUUUGUCUACCCCAAUAAAAUCAUGAUUCGAAUUUUGCAUGAGAAGCAUGGAUUUAUUGUGGUAGGUACAGUGUUACCGGAUCUGAUCCCAUAAUAUUUGUAAGGACAUUAUAAAUGGGUUUUUGUUAGUGAUAUAUACAUUCAGUAUGACUUUCGUGUAUACCCUAAUUGUAAUGUUUAAUUUUUAGGGUUAUUUUUACCCACUUUUAGAUCUCCUAGUAUUAUUUUUUAUUUUUAUUAACUAUUGUACAUAAAGGUGUAAGAUGGAGAAAAAACUGUACAUACGAACUGUGAAUAUGAAAAAAUGUUCUUAAACUUCUACUCUAAUUGUAUAUAUUUUAUUCCCCAGAUAUUUUGGGAGACGUAUUAAAAAUAAAUUAAUUUAAC